GACGAAAAAGAUGCCAAGUUCCUGUGCUCCUUCCUUCCGGCACAGCCAGGAGGGGGAGAGGAGCUGCCCAUGGGCAGAGCCAGUGUUGCUCCUCUCCAGGCUCCUCUCCUGUUCCUUCUCUGCUCAGCUCCAUGGAGAAGCUCCUGCACCUCACCUUGGUCUUCCUGGCAGCAUCCUGUGCUGCAGAGAACGUCACCGUGGUGGCCGCCAUGGAAGGGGACACCGUUUCUGUCAACUGCUCCUACGACCCGCGGCAGUGGUGGUGGGGGAAGAGCUGGUGCAGGCAGCUGGACCAGGGCCGGUGCCAGCAGGUGCUGAGCGCCCCGCCAGCCUGGCUGCCCUUCCCCAGGAGCAGGAGAGGCAGCACCUCCCUGAGGGACAACGCCCGCGCCGGGCUCCUGACCGUCACCAUCCGGCACCUCCGCAAGGAGGACGCGGGGCUGUACCAGUGCAAAACGGAGUUCCUGGGAGAAACGAAGAGCCUGAGGAAGGUGCAGGUGGAAGUGCUGGCAGCUGACCUGGUGACCCACGUGCCAGAGGAGCCCAGAGCUGUUCAGAGCAUCUCCAGGUCCCUUCCCGACGUGGAUUUCACUGUUUUCUACAUCCUCGCUGGGUUCCUGGUGGCCAAGUUCAUGAUGGCUGUGCUGGUUUGUGUUGUUGCCCACAGCAGGAGGAACAGGGAGACAGGGCAAAACCCAGGCCUGGGUGAGCAGCAGGUGCUCCCGUUCCCUGCUGACCUUGGACAAGAUGGAAUCGGCCUCUCCUGGGAGAGCUCUGCGUGA
Cinclus cinclus is the source of this 782-nucleotide messenger RNA. Its product is annotated as polymeric immunoglobulin receptor-like. The record is from RefSeq and is a predicted model, not a curated record. The transcript is spliced from 4 exons. NCBI's taxonomy places the organism in Eukaryota, Metazoa, Chordata, Aves, Passeriformes, Cinclidae. Bases 132 to 782 code for a protein of 216 amino acids. Gene Ontology annotation, molecular function: signaling receptor activity. Gene Ontology annotation, cellular component: cell surface.